Molecule: messenger RNA, 2192 nt
Organism: Alligator mississippiensis (American alligator)
Lineage: Eukaryota; Metazoa; Chordata; Crocodylia; Alligatoridae
Gene: TLX3
Product: T cell leukemia homeobox 3
Exons: 3
Coding region: 178-1047 (289 amino acids)
Biological process (GO): regulation of transcription by RNA polymerase II; animal organ development
Cellular component (GO): nucleus
Molecular function (GO): DNA-binding transcription factor activity, RNA polymerase II-specific; RNA polymerase II cis-regulatory region sequence-specific DNA binding
Source: RefSeq, a predicted model, not a curated record
GCAGAAACUCAAGGUUUGGUUCAAAAAAGAUGACACAGAGCCUGUCGGGCUGGACCACUCUUGGCAAAGUUUCAGUCUGACAUACACCAGGACCUACAUGGAUCUACUGUAAAGGAAGGCGAGCGUUUUUAUAGGGGAAUUCAUACACUUUUGAGCCAAUAUUUCUAUUCACCAAGGAUGGAUCAGCCAGCGAAUACACAGACCCAGCAUCAACACGAACCCAUCAGCUUUGGAAUUGAUCAGAUUUUGAACAGUUCUGAUCAGGAAAACUCUUCCCAGCCGGCCCCCAGAGGAUCAGACAGCACCAAUUACCUGGGAAGCCCCGUGAGCAGAACAAGUGCCCCUUAUCCUUCCCUACCAGCCUCCUUCCCUGGCAUCGGGGCGCCUUUUGAAGACUCUGGAUCUUACAGUGUGAAUCUGAGCUUGGCUCCAGCUGGAGUGAUCCGAGUGCCAGCUCACAGACCCAUCCCUGGGGCUGUGCCACCUCCAAUUUCUAGUGCCAUACCAGCUAUGCCAGCUGUACCCAGCCUUGGCAGCCUCAACUUCCCCUGGAUGGAGAGCAGCAGGAGGUUCGUAAAGGACAGAUUCACAGCGGCGGCCGCACUAACGCCCUUCACGGUGACGCGGCGGAUCGGGCACCCCUACCAGAACCGCACGCCGCCCAAGCGCAAGAAGCCGCGCACGUCCUUCUCCCGCGUGCAGAUCUGCGAGCUGGAGAAGCGCUUCCACCGGCAGAAGUACCUGGCCUCGGCCGAGCGGGCGGCGCUCGCCAAGUCCCUCAAGAUGACGGACGCGCAGGUCAAGACCUGGUUCCAGAACCGCCGGACCAAGUGGCGGAGGCAGACGGCGGAGGAGCGGGAAGCGGAGCGGCAGCAGGCGAGCCGGCUCAUGCUGCAGCUCCAGCACGACGCCUUCCAGAAGUCCCUGAACGAGUCCAUCCAGCCCGACCCGCUCUGCCUGCACAACUCCUCGCUCUUUGCACUCCAGAACCUGCAGCCCUGGGAAGAGGACAGCGCCAAGAUCCCGCCCGUCACCUCCUUAGUGUAAGGACCUCGUGGGGGCGGCGGGACGCGCAGAGCCGCCCCCACUUCUCCCUGCAUGAACUCGAGCCCACGAGCGGGGCCCGGCCGGCUCCCGCGACGGGAAUGCCCCCUGCUCCCGGCCCGGGGGGGUCCCUGCCGCCCGCUCCUAGUCGGCUGCCGCAAGACGGGACCGGGAAGACGAGCGGGGCUGGAGCGCGCCCCUCCGCCGCUGCAGUCCUGGACCUGCCGGGGAUGGACUCGGACCAGGGGCUCCCCGGAGGCAGCACGAGCUGAGCGAGAGAGAUCGCCGCUGUCCCCGCGCUCGGCAGCCCCGGGGGGAAUGGACUUGAGCUUGCAAACCCGCGGCGGGCGCCUGGACGUGAGCGCGGGCAUGAACUCGGCGGAGGCGCCUGGCUCCUGCUUCUCGUGGCGGAGGCAGGCAGGACCUCGCCUCUGCUGGACAGACAGGGUUUCUUUCCCCCGGCCGGGAUGGGGGAAAAACCGAAGGGACGGACAUUGCCAGGUGCCUGCCUAAAGUCGCUGCGUUCAUUUCCCGAGGUUUCUCUCGUGCGACGGCUCCUCCUUGCUCUGUAGCCGCGGGCGGGCCCACCGCCGCGCUCCCUCCACGCGUGGAGCCGCGUCCGCGCCCCGCCGGGAGAGGGAAAUAUAAGUCGCUUUUGUAAGAAGUGUUAAUACUUUAAUUUAUUUAUGCACCGAGAAGGGGCCCUGCUCAGGCGGAGUGACACCCGGCUCGGAUCAUGUGUCGCGUCCGAGCAGCCGCGGUUGCUGUUGGCUCCAACCGGAGGCUGUUUCCCCGCGUGUUAGGAGCUGCGGAGAAAGAAACGAGCCCACUUAGCAGAGGGAACCAAACGGAAGCGGUGACUCAUUAGCUUAGGAAACCCUGCUAGGCUGCACGAGCGGCGGCGCCCGUCUGUGCCGGCGGAGGCUCGCGUCGGCCGCGCUCCGCUCCGCUCCGCUCCGCUCCGCUUCCCGCAGGAUCGCGGGCUCCGCUCGAGGGUCCUUCCCCGGGCCGGGGCCCCGGCAGCGCCUUCGCCACCGGCUCCAGAGAAAGCGCCUUAUGUUCCGCAGCGCCGGGACCGUGUCGGACACUUUGUACCUGCCGAGACCUGUAAAUAAAGCUUUUCUGUAAGAACGGCCCCGGCCCCGCGU